GUCGUUGGCAUUACGGGGUCGGUCAACAGUGGCGACGCGCGGCUCGGGACAACCGAUAAGAGGGCCCAGUCCGACGGCCACUGUCGCCUCAGAUGACCGGCUCCCAGCGGGUAGGGCGGUGGUGUGCAGGUCGGCGCUGGGUUACAUAUUCAGCUUGUCAUAACAACCAGCAUUUAUCCAUUUUACAAUACACGCACGGUGCAAAAUCAGUGACUAACAAAAUGCGUGCGUGGGCUGCAUGCACACUUUGUCAACAAAAAGCUCAUUUGCUCUCCUUUGCACACUCAAUAGUGAAUAUUUUGCAUCACAUGUAACAAAUUGGCUCACUGUAGCACAACAAUUGGAGUUGUCAACAAAACUCAAUUUGUUUUGUUCGUACACGCGACAACCGUCUCCUCUAUACACAUCAAGCUAAUAUUUGCUCAUAAAAAUUGUACACACAUCAAAAUCUAUCAGGACUCUCAAAUUAGCUUGUGCUAGCUAACUCCUGGCGAUGGCUUCAUGCUACUUGACCUUUUCCCGUCAUCUGCUUGUUAGCUUGUUAGUGAUUGCACAAGUAAGUCUUGGGCCCUACUUUCUGAGCAGGAGAACUGAAUGCCAGGUUUCGAGGUCUAUCUCCGAAGGCGACGAAUGACAUUGUGCCACUGUAUUUUCCGUUUACAAAUCAGCGACGCAAAACAGGAACUCCCUGCUUGGGAAUGUCGCUCAGCUGGCACGGAGAGCUGGGACGGCGGAACACUUGAUGUCACCUGAACGCCCCUCACGGAAGCAAGCUUGAUUGAUAAAGAGAAAUUUCAAUCGACUGUUGAAGCUCACUGCCCCGUCGCACCUUUCCCACAUUUCCAUCACGGGAGUUGGCCCGCGUGGGCGUGAUUGAAAUUAGCCCCGACAGAACCUUGUCAUCAAGAAUGUUCUGCCUGUGUUCUCCGUGCUGUUUGCGUGUGUGAUCCUCAGCAGAUGGCUGCCGCGUCAGACUAAAAAGGAGACAAGCGUGUCAGUGAUACUGUGAAAAACAAUCACAUGAUGAUCAUAUUGCAGGAAAAUGAUGCUGACAGUGUGUCUUGUGUUUGUGUGUAUUUGUGUGUGCGCGCGCAGGUGUUCUCAAGCAGUGAUGAAGCCCCCAUCAAUAAGAAGCUCCCCAAAGAGCUCCUGCUUAGAAUAUUCUCCUAUCUGGACGUGGUCACCCUCUGCCGGUGUGCUCAAGUCUCCAAGGCCUGGAAUGUUCUGGCGCUGGACGGCAGCAACUGGCAGAAGAUCGACUUGUUCAACUUCCAAACGGACAUCGAGGGCCGUGUGGUGGAGAACAUCUCCAAGCGGUGUGGAGGUUUCCUGAGGCAGCUCAGCUUGCGGGGAUGCCUGAGCGUGGGCGACGCGGCCAUGAGAACUUUUGCACAGAACUGUCGUAACAUCGAAGUGUUGAACCUGAACGGCUGCACCAAGAUCACAGACAGCACCUGCCUCAGCCUCAGCAAGUUCUGCUCCAAACUCAAACAUCUGGACCUCACCUCCUGCGUCUCCGUCACCAACCAUUCCCUCAAGGCCCUCAGCGACGGCUGCCGCAUGUUGGAGACGCUGAAUCUGUCCUGGUGCGACCAGAUCACGCGCGACGGCAUCGACGCUCUUUCCCGAGGCUGCGCUGCAUUACGGACACUCUUCCUCAGAGGCUGCACACAACUGGACGACGGCGCCUUGAAACAUUUGCAGAAGCACUGCCAAGACCUCACCGCCAUCAAUUUGCAGUCGUGCACGCAAAUCACUGAUGAUGGUCUGGUGAGUCUGUGCCGAGGAUGCCACAAGCUGCAGAUCCUCUGCGUGUCGGGCUGCGGCAACAUCACGGACGCCUCCCUCAUCGCACUGGGACUCAACUGUCCUCGACUCAAGAUCCUCGAAGCUGCUCGAUGUUCCCACGUGACGGACGCCGGCUUCACCGUGCUGGCCAGGAACUGCCACGAGCUUGAAAAAAUGGACUUAGAAGAAUGUAUUUUGGUGACAGAUAACACUUUGGUUCAGCUGUCCAUCCAUUGCCCCCGUCUGCAAGCUUUGUCUCUGUCUCACUGCGAGCUGAUCACGGACGACGGCAUCCGGGCACUGAGCGCGAGCGCCUGCGGCCAAGAGCGUCUGAGCGUGGUGGAGUUGGACAACUGCCCGCUCAUCACCGACGUCACCCUGGAGCACUUGAAGAGCUGCCACAGCCUGGAGCGCAUCGAGCUGUACGACUGCCAGCAAGUCACGCGGGCCGGCAUCAAGCGCAUCCGGGCUUUCAUUCUGCCACAUUUACGUUUGCGCAGGCCCACCUUCCCGACAUCAAGGUCCACGCUUACUUCGCCCCCGUCACGCCCCCUCCCUCGGUGCACGGCGGCGGGCAGCGCCUGUGUCGCUGCUGCAUCAUCCUCUGACAGUGGAGGGCCAGGGGGGGCCACCUCUGCCUGCAGGUGCUGCUGCUCUGAAAACCACAGAGGAAGGGUGAUGGAGUGGGGGCAGGGGUCGGGCUAGUAGAAGGAGAGGAGGGGCUGGACCCACUCAACUGCUUCCUGGUCCUACCCGGACCGCUACGUAGGCUCCUCCUCUUCCUCGUGAGCAUCUUCUCACACGUUUGCCAUCCUUCCUUACGACCGCCGUACAUCCAGAAUGGACAAUCACGAGACGCCACGGGCGAAAGAGGACUGCCGUUUUGAGAUUUUGUUUGAACUGAGAAAAGAAGAGGCAACUUAUUUUUAUUUUUGGCUUAUCGUAACGGUUCUUCCUGACCCCCCGCCUAAGUGUCAAUUCAGAGCCGCAGUGUUAAACAAAGAAGUAUUACAGCAUUUGUUUACAUCCCGGAAUAGCUUUGCACCACGCUAACUUGUUUACAUUGGUAGCCCGCCUUCCAUUCGCUACAUUUUACAAGCGGCUUCCCAUUUUGACAAUCACGCAUCAUUUUGGACAAAAGAAAAAAUCAUAGCUAAGCAUUUCACAUCCCCCCCCCCCCCCCCCCCAAAUGACAGGACUCAAGGAUUAUGGGGAGAGGGAAGACUUCCGGCAGGCUAGUUUGUGGAUGAUGCAAACAAAAAAGGAUUUAAAAGAAAAAAAAGAUGGACUGGCUAAGCUGACGCUAACGCCCUUCCCUCUUUUUUGAAAAGGUCUUUAACAGUUUUAUGUUUGAGAAAAUAAACAGAUGGAUAAAUAAAGUGAAACCAUAGGAAAUA
This is a messenger RNA of Syngnathus typhle (broad-nosed pipefish), 3185 nucleotides long. RefSeq names its product F-box and leucine-rich repeat protein 2 (gene fbxl2). Gene Ontology annotation, molecular function: protein binding. Gene Ontology annotation, biological process: SCF-dependent proteasomal ubiquitin-dependent protein catabolic process. Bases 1021 to 2493 code for a protein of 490 amino acids. The transcript has 13 exons. The record is from RefSeq and is a predicted model, not a curated record. Lineage: Eukaryota; Metazoa; Chordata; Actinopteri; Syngnathiformes; Syngnathidae. Gene Ontology annotation, cellular component: SCF ubiquitin ligase complex.